Molecule: messenger RNA, 1227 nt
Organism: Penicillium atrosanguineum
Lineage: Eukaryota; Fungi; Ascomycota; Eurotiomycetes; Eurotiales; Aspergillaceae
Product: fumarylacetoacetate hydrolase family protein
Exons: 2
Coding region: 1-1227 (408 amino acids)
Biological process (GO): homogentisate catabolic process; L-tyrosine catabolic process; L-phenylalanine catabolic process
Molecular function (GO): fumarylacetoacetase activity
Source: RefSeq, a predicted model, not a curated record
AUGACCUCGCCAAGCUAUAGCAGCCAUUUCUCCAUCGCCAAUAUACCGUUCGGAGUCGCUUCGUCCAAAAGUCAUCCGAUUCAAUGUGUCACUCGGCUUGAAAAUGAAGUCGUCUUCCUCGUGGAGCUACAGCAGUCGGGGAUUUUCACUGAAGUUUCUGGUCUUCCUGAGGGUAUUUUCCAAAAGUCCACACUUAACGAGUACGCGGCCCUAGACAAGUCUAUACAGCGCCAAGUGCGAGCUGUGUUGCAAGAAGUGUUGAAGAAGCCUUUGCCCGCGAACUUCACCGAAGAUAUUAGCGGGGUUACGUUGCAUCUUCCGGUUUCUGUGGGUGGAUUCACGGAUUUUUCGUGUAGUUUGCAUCAUGUUCGCAACGCAGGGCGGGCGAUCAUGAACGACCCUACUCCACCUCCUGGCUUCUUUCAUUUUCCCGUCGGAUACAAUGGUCGUACUAGCACUAUCGUUAUCUCCGGGACCCCGAUUAUUCGGCCGAACGGCCAUUUCUAUGACCGAUCUUCAUCUUCCGAAAAGAAACCGAUCAUAUAUGGCCCAUCUAGAGCUAUGGACUAUGAGCUAGAGAUCGGCUUGAUUGUCGGGAAGAAGCUUGACGCUUCGAAGGGAUUAAAUGCAAAGGAUGCAGAUGAGUAUAUCUUUGGAAUGGUGAUUUUGAAUGACUGGAGCUCCCGUGAUGUCCAAGGUUGUGAAAUGAAACCACUUGGUCCGUUGAAUGGAAAGUCGUUCGGGACAUCCAUCUCCCCGUGGGUGAUCACAUUAGAUGCCCUGGAGCCAUUCAAAGUCCCAGGACCCAAACCAGAGGUUACGUUGGCAAGCCAUUUAGAAGACAUCAGCAUAUCAAGCUAUGACAUCGGUAUGACGGUUGAGAUCAUCGCUGCAGGUCAAGUCUCGACCGUGACCGAAUCCAACCACCAGCACUUGCACUGGAGCGGACGUCAGAUGGCUGCACAUCUUGCAAGCGCGGGUACUGAUCUCGAGACCGGGGAUAUCCUCGGCACGGGGACUGUGAGUGGUCCGGAUGAGGGAACUCUUGGUUGUCUGAUCGAAAUGACCAAGGCAGGGAAAGAGCCUAUCAGACUCGUUGAUGGUUCGACACGCUCAUAUCUAGAGGAUGGCGAUGUAGUUCGCAUGACUGCUAUGGCUGGAGGCGCUGGUUCUGGUGUUGGUUUCGGGGAAUGCGUGGGCGAGUUGAAGCCUGCGCGGAGUCUAUAG